UCUUAAAAAUGCAAGAAAGUUCUUUGUUCCAGAAUUAAUUUUAGCUUCCAAACAAACUUUUACGUAUCAUUGGAACAUUCGCUCCUCGAUUCACCAAUUGACUCGCAAUAAGCAAAUAGGAGUUAAGAGAAUCUCGAAUCUCUAUCCAUUCGAACAAGGAACGCCUCUAUUUCGAACGUCCUACAUUUCCAAUUUCCAGCGAUGCUAUAGUAAUAAUAGCGAGAAGGCAUCGGAUAUUGUCACGUAGAGUGCAAAUAUGCGGUGGAAAGGAAUAUUCGACCGUCGAAUCUCGGUCAAUUCGAGUCAUAACGGACUAUCAUAUGGCGGCACAGAACAGUAGUUCGAUCGUAACAAGGAAUCGCACUAUCGAAUUUAACAGGCAACGGAUACGACGGUAAUAAUAGUCAAGGCGUCGAUCAUUGCAAUAAUAAUAGCAACACGCUAUCGACUGGCGUUAGCCACCACUGGCAACGUGGUCGCCAGUGUAGAGCAGAGUGAAGCGGGCAGAGGCGGAGGGGAGAGAGUCGACGCCGGUGGUUGGGGGCUGAUAUCUGGCUAAGCGCGGGCGCAGUUGGAUCGCGGUCUUCACCACGGCAGCAUUUCGCUCUCACGGAUCCCUUUACGCGCCACUCUUUCUCUUCUUCCUCUUUUUUUUUCUCUGUCGAUUCUUCCUCGGACAUCGUUCACUCCCACUUGCUCUUUUCGAUCGUCCACUUAUCCGCCUAUCCAUCUUACCGACUUUCUUCUUCCCCUCUCUAACCACCACUUAACCGCUGUACUUUCUCUCUCUCUCUCUCUCUCUUUCCUUUUCUUUCCUCCUUCCUUCCUUCCUUCCUUCCUUCCUUACUUCAUACACCACCAUGCCCAUCUCUGUUCUCCUCUCUGUCGCCUCGACGUGGCGCGACUAUUUCAUUUCAGUCGCUCCACUACCGGUGGCUCUCGCGGUAUUGCCCAUGCGUGUACACACACGCGACGAAACGUGGCUCACGAGGAACGGAGUGUGCGUGCCCAAUGACGAAUGAGUGGCACUUAAGGAGAAGCAUCACCGGGUAGAAUCGUGAUUGCGCGAGGCGAAUGUUCGCGUUACCGCAUCUCGGCACAAGAUGCACAAGCCUGUCACGUGGAAAUUCGAUUCGCAAGAAAUGCCUCGUUUCGUGUGAAAGUUAUCCGAUGUGCAAAGAUUCGAAGAAAAAGUGUUUCGAUGAGAGAAAGUGUUUCGAGGAGUCGAUUCUUUAUUUAGAACGAAUUUCGAAAAAGUUAGGUUAUGUGAGAAUAAAGAAUUAUAUUGUGUAACUGUCGACCAUUUCUGUAAGUGAUUAAUCGUGUUUCGUUGCUUCGUAAUUUUCUCGAUAUGAUGAUACAUUGAAAGUAGUGCGACGAUUCGUUGAAGGAUUCGUGAAAAAUAACUGCAUGAUCUGACAAGUGUAUUAAAUAUUAUAAUACGAGACAAAAACUUAUUAGAUUAAGAUUUUAACGUGAGAUUGUUUUUUAAAAAUUCAAUCGCGUUACCGAUAUUCACGUGGCAGAUUCAUUGUUCCAACAGUGCUGAUCUUAAUACUAGCUGCGAACGUCUUUUCGUCGAUCCGUUUCAGUGCCUGGUUUUCCGUGACGAGUUCUAACGUUAAAUAGCGCGCUUCGCGAUUGGUUGAGUGUUUCGUUGAAGAAGGAAAGAUAUGUCGGCCGAAUAUAACGUUGAUUGAAGAUAGGAGAUGGAGCGUGCUUAUUCGGAGACGGUGGAUGCUCGGUGAAGUGUGAGAAUGAAUUUCUCGGCGUCAAUUUUCAACGAGACGGGUUGGAAAAAAACGAGGGAAAUGCAGCGGAGAAGAAAGGAACGCGUGGCUUCGACACGAAUGCAAUAGACACCUUUUAUCCGUAACAGCGAGUCGACAACUGACACGACGCUAGGAGAAGAGAUUCAUCGCUCCACUCGAGCUGGCACGACAUCGAGGCUGGUAUCGCGAAAUGUACCGGAAACGAUGGACCGUGAAGGCGCUACGAAUGGAUUUAUGGUAUGGCGGCAACGGCGGGGAUGGCUGGUACGCCAAGGCUCUGGCCAAGAUCAUCUGCGUUUUCUUCUUCUCGAUACUGUUGCACGACGAGGCUGUGCGUAGCACACGUUUGAUCGAGGCUGAUAACGAUCGUAUACAAGAAUAUGCCACGCCGGAUCCGAAUCCUUACUUCGACACUACGCGCGCGUCGAACGUGACGGGCCUCGUUGGAAAGACUAUUCAACUCGUUUGCAAAGUGAAGAAUCUUGGGAACAGAACUGUCUCGUGGGUUAGGCAUCGAGACAUUCACCUGCUGACAGUCGGUCGUUACACUUACACGAGCGAUCAACGCUUCGAGGCAAUGCACACACCGCAUACGGAGGAGUGGACACUGAGGAUACGAUAUGCUCAGAAGAAGGAUUCCGGUAUUUACGAGUGCCAAAUAUCCACCACUCCUCCCAUCGGAUAUUCCGUGUACCUCACCGUGGUCGAGCCGGUCACAGAGAUCGCCGGAGGGCCGGAUCUGUUCAUCAAUAAGGACAGCACGAUAAACCUGACGUGCCUGGUCAGAUACGCUCCCGAGCCACCGUCCACGAUCGUUUGGAUGCACGAUCGCGAAGCGAUUAACUUCGACUCGCCGAGGGGCGGGAUCAGCUUGGUCACGGAGAAAGGACCCGUGACUUCCAGCCGUUUACUAAUCCAGAAGGCGAUCGAGAGAGACGCAGGCCAGUACACAUGCUCGCCAAGCAACACCCUCUCGAGCAGCGUGCACGUCCAUAUCGUCGAUGAGCAUCCAGCAGCGAUGCAUCACGGAAGCGGCGACAGAAUGGCUGCUACCCUACUUACCCUCAUCCUACUUCUUUUCACGAUCAUUUAGCCAGCGUUCGGUUUUCAUAUAGGAUAGCGACUUUAGAGCCCCGCAUUUCUGAAAUCGAAUCAAUUUCUCUCGAUUAUUCUAUCUAUCGUAAAAUUAUAUUAUUUAAUUUAAAAAAGGAGAGAAGAAGAAUUUUUGAAUUCCCUUUUUCACCUCGACGAAAUUUGAUCUUGAUGAGAGUCAGAAAUAAAUUAGAUUUAAAAUAAAAAUAUGGAACGAAAUUUUUAACAAAAUAAAAAGUAAUAUAAAUCAAAGAGUUAAAAUUCAAACCAAUGAACUUUUAAAUUUUAUCUUCUUCCUGAAAAUUUUUUUUAAAGAAAUAAUUUCUUGCUCUUAUUUUCACAAUUAGAACAAUCUUCCAAUUUGAUUAAUUUCAAUUUUGAAAAAUGUUCGAACUCGAAAACUGCGAAAGCCUUCGAAUUUCCUUGUUCUUCAUUUUCCUUAAAUUUUUAGCCAUAAAAAUCCUCUCCCAUAGAUCCCAUCUCGAAACAGAAUCCCCAUGAAUCAACGGACCGGAUGCACGUAUGUAAUUUCACGAUCGUAUAGUGGAGUGUAACGAUGGAACGACUGGUAUCGACACUGGAUUUAAUUAAAUAAAAACACGUACGUCCUUUCGUGGCGUAACAAACUCGCUUCUUUCCACGUCAUCGAAAAGUUUCGCCAAUUCUAUACGUUUUAUUCCUGGAAGAGGAUAAAGCGCGUCGAAGCGACCCCGGCCAAACUUUGUUACAUUUCUGUUCCUGUCACCGGGAAAUAGAAUCAACGCCACCCAGAACGAUGUAGAACGAGCGUAGAAUCUUCCGCGUCCCUUGCGGCUGUCUAAUGGAUUUACGAGAAGAGAGGGGAAACGAAAUCCACGAUGUGAACGCGGAAUAUUAAUUUCACGUCGUGAUUCCGAAGAAUUGGAAUUUAAUUUGGAAUUAAGUUCAGACAGAUUUGCAAAAAUUUUCCUGUUCAUUAAUAAUUAAAAAAAAAAAAAAAAAAGAAUUAAUAGAAAUGACGAAUUAAGACGAAAGGACGUAAAUAAUAAUAUAAUGUAAAUAUAUGCGUAUAUAUAUAGGCACGUGUAUAUUUUCCCCUUAUUUCGAAGAAUUAUUUAUAAUUUUUUUCUCAUCCGUUCGCUUUAUCAUUAAAAACGGAACGUAACACGUUUGAAUUUCGCGCGACGAACGAGCGUUCAUCGAGCACAUUCAUUGAUUUCAAUUUUCAUCGUCGAUACGUAAGAUCGUUAUGAUUUUCUGCUUUACCGGCAGAGAGAUUGGGACGAGAGAAAGAAUCUAGGUUGCGUCGUCUUCGCUCGCAAGCGACUGCGAAAUUAUUUUCUUCGAGCAAAUUUAUCGAUGAACGGAGUUUGUUAUUGGUGUUUCGAGCACGCAGAUUUGUUUAGUGUACAGUGCGAUAAAUAUUACAAAGGAAACGGUGGAUUGCGCUCGCGUCGAGAGUUUUAUGUUGUUUCGAAAAAUAAAAAGAGGUUAUGUCGUCAGCGUUAAGGAUCGUGAGUGCAACGAUGCGUUGCACGAGUUUAAGGAGGAAAUGUGUUACGGUGGAUUUAAGGAAAGGAACGGCGGAACGGUUUAUCCCGAAAGCUCGGCGGGGCUAUUCGUACUGAUUACCACUUAAUUCCCCUGUUUUUACGGAACCCUCUAAACCAUUGUGAUUACAGCCUAUUUCCCGACCGGGCGGCGAAGUUACUGCCACUUUCCACGGAUACUUUUGCGCUGUCGACCGGGUAAAAGCAUGGUUAUAGAGCGAAUAAAGUGAAAUAUUCUGUCUAACCGAAGAAACCAAGUUUAAUUGUAUACGCUUGCGUUGGCGGGGAACUAGGUAACGCUUUUAAAGAAAAACCGACGAAUAAUUUUCACCAACUGUUUGUUAAAUCGCGUCAAGUUUCUUUCCUCGUAAAUAUCUUUUGUUUAUCAAGAGAAUUUUAUGCUGGAAAAUAAGUAAUUGAAAAUCGUGGAUGAGGAAAGAUGCGAUUGAAUCGGUCAUGCGAAAAAUUUAAUAAAGUUAAAUAAUAAUUCGAAACGUAAUAAUAAUAAUAAAAAUAGAGAUUAUACGAGAAACGGAUAAAUCUUAUUCGAACGAAUCUUAUUCGUUUUAAAUAAAUUACUCGAAGUAACUUUAUUCGAAAUUUUUCACUUUUUCAACGGAUUCAUAGUGUUUCGCAAAUUUUGAAAAUAAUUAUUCAAAUAUCAAAAUAAUAAUCUCUCGUCAACGAUAUCACCUAGUUCUUCGCUACGAGAAAUUCAAAUUUUAUUCUUCGUUUGUAUAUUUUUCUUUGAGAGGAUGUAAAUAUAUUGUAUACCACCGUUGUUAUUACGUUCGCUCCGUGAACAAGGAACGCAUUUGUUUUAUCCAAGGGACCAUGAUUGUUGAAGAAAGGCAAAGGAAGAAAAGGGACACGGUCUAAUUGUUCUCAUCAACGGAUACGGUAAAUAAAUAUAUAUUUAAUUUUUCGAAAUAAGCGAAUCGGAAGAAAGGAUAUACGUUUGUAUCCUUUGUCGGUGAACACGAGACGAAUAUCUCGCCCGAAUCACAUGCGGCAAAACGAAAAACUGCAUUUCACGUUUAACUCGCAUGUUGUAACAACACUAUGUUGUAGUAGCUGUAAGCGUUUUUACGAAACAAUGAUGAGAGAUGAAUAUGUAUAAACGUAUUAAUAAUCAUUAAAAAAAAAAAAUACACGAUAUUUGUUAGUUUUGAAAAUUACAGGAACUAGCCAAUUAUUAUUAUUAUUAUUAUUAUUAUAACUCCGUUUAAAAAAAAAAAUUUUUUACAAAUGUACAUAAAGUUAAGGAUCUUGAACUUUAUUAUAUCGUUGUAGCAAUUUAUUAAAUUAAGGAUGAAAUUUGA
This is a messenger RNA of Apis mellifera (honey bee), 5715 nucleotides long. Its product is annotated as zwei Ig domain protein zig-8. Gene Ontology annotation, cellular component: neuron projection membrane. The transcript has 7 exons. The record is from RefSeq and is a predicted model, not a curated record. Bases 1963 to 2865 code for a protein of 300 amino acids. NCBI's taxonomy places the organism in Eukaryota, Metazoa, Arthropoda, Insecta, Hymenoptera, Apidae. Gene Ontology annotation, biological process: synapse organization.